This is a messenger RNA of Ophidiomyces ophidiicola, 1317 nucleotides long. RefSeq names its product target of Sbf (gene TOS1). NCBI's taxonomy places the organism in Eukaryota, Fungi, Ascomycota, Eurotiomycetes, Onygenales, Onygenaceae. The transcript is spliced from 4 exons. Gene Ontology annotation, cellular component: fungal-type cell wall. Bases 1 to 1317 code for a protein of 438 amino acids. The record is from RefSeq and is a predicted model, not a curated record.
AUGCAUUACAAACUCGCGAUCGGAGCUGCUCUUGCGGCCUCCGUCACUUCUGUUGCCGCUCAGGCCUGUGACCCCGGCACCGCCAGGCAACUCGGGGGCAACUGGUAUUGCAAACUCGUCGACUCCAUCACCUACAACAACUUCGAGUCCUCCGGUUCCUACGAUGAGAUUACUGGCAUGGACAACGGCCGUUGCACUUCUCAGAAGAAGGCCUACAGCGGCCCAUUGGCUCCUUUGGACGGAGAGAUUUCCCUUCAUUUCCGUGGUCCUCUCCGAUUGAAGAAGGUUGCUUUCUACACCAUGGGCAGCUCUGAGAAGCGUGAGGUGAAACCUAGCCUCCACUCCCGCCGCCAUGGUCACGGCCACCUCCACCGCAAAACCGCGGAGAAGCGCGCCGUCGGCGACGUGGUGACUGCCACGAUCGACGGCAAAGUUGUCCAAUGGGUCAACAACUAUGACGGUUCUAAGCCUGCUCCUUCUCCUCAGGCCGCUCCCGCUGGCGCUCCGGCUCCAGCUCCCGGUACUGACUCAGGCGCCAUUAAGGGCAGUACACCCAAGGGUGAUACCCGCAAGAAGACCCCAUCAACCAAUGUUGGCGCUGGUCAAUGGGGCCGUCAGGCCAUGUACGAUGCCGAGAAGGGAACUGCCGAUGGUCUCACUUUUCUCAACCACAAGGGUGGUCAGGGCUCCGGUGUUUUUGACAUGUCACUUGGAAACUCUCUUUCCUUUGCCUCUGAAGAUGCCACCUCGGGUGCUGCCUCUCCCUGUGUCCUAAGGGAUACUUUGUUAAGCGACAAUCAGGAAAUUGUCAUCAUGUCCGACAAGGAAUGCAAGGGUAACGAUUGUGGAACUGUUCGCCCUGGUACCGUUGCUUACCAUGGAUUCAGCGGCGCAAGCAAGAUUUUCCUUAUGGAAUUUUCGAUGCCAAUGAGUGGCAAGAAAGGCUUCAACGCGGAUAUGCCCGCUGUCUGGAUGCUCAAUGCCGCUAUCCCUCGUACCUUACAGUACGGAAAGUCCGAAUGUUCUUGCUGGAAAUCUGGCUGUGGUGAAUUCGACGUUUAUGAAGUCCUCGACUCUGGAAACACCAAAUGCAAGUCCACUCUUCAUGGCAAUCUCAAGGGUGGCGACAGCAACUACUUCAAACGCCCGACCGAUAAGCCUGUUAAGAUUGCUGUUUUCUUCAAUCCUCUCACUAGCAGCGCUCACAUUAAAAAUUUGGACGAUAGUUUUGAAUUCGGCACAUCCCUUGACUCGGCUGCUGUUGCCCAGUUCUCCCUAGAGGCUGCUCUUAGCUCUGUCUUCACUCUCGCUGCGUAA